CUCCACCCGCCGCACUGAGCGCCGAGCUACUGAUGUAUGGGCGGGGCGAGGGAAGAGGCGGGGUCUGCAGAGGGGGCGGGCCCGCGCUCCGGGGCGGAGCUUGCUGGAACGGGGCGGGGCCGCGCCGGGAGGAGGCGGGGCUGUGAUCGAAGGGGGCGGGGCCGUGCCCGGCUCCUUCGGCCCCGUUCCCGUUCCCAUCCCCGCGCGGCCCCCGCGGGCUUCGGAUCCGGGCCCGGCGGAUCCUCCCCGCCCGCGGCGGGGGCAGGUCCGCCCGCCUCGCCCCCGCCGUCACCCCUGGCACACGGCCCCGCGGCCGCCGAGCCCGGCCAGCCGCCCCGGGUAGGCGGCGGGGGCAGUGCCGGUGCCGCCGCAGGCAUCUGGAAGGUUCCUGCUCGCCCGCCCCCCGCCGCCCCGACCCUCUCCCCUAUAAAUGCGGGCGGCGGUGCCCGGCGAGCGCAGAGUGGCGGGGCCAUGCUGGGGUUGUGGAUGCUGAUCUGGGGGUCCCUGGCCCUGCGCGGCCGCGCCGACACCGCGUUCCUGCACCGCGCCCCCGACGGCGCCGGGCACUGCACCUACUCCUUCACGGUGGCCAGCCCCGUCGAUGCCGCCUGCCCUGAGGCUGCCGGCGGCGUGCCCGAGCUGCGGGCAGAGCUGGUCGCGCUCGCCGCCCGCCUGAGCCGGCUGGAGAGCCGGGAGCGGGCAAUGGGGGGCUCGGGGCCCGGGGGGGCUCGGGAGCCCCAGCAAGUGGCCGCGGCCGCCCGGCUGGAGACUGCGUACGGGGAGCUGCUGCGGGCCAAAGCCCGGCUGGAGGAGGAGAAGGGGCGGCUGGAGCGGGAGAAAGAGGAGCUGGGCAGGCGGCUGGAGAGCAGCGCCCAGGAGAUCACCCGGCUGAGGGCCGCCCGCUGCCCCCCCGGCAGGGACGGGCCCGGCCGUGACACCCUGCGCGCCCCCGGCAAGGCGCCCCGCUGGGAUCCGCAGCCUCUCACCUUCCAGGAGCUGCAGUCGGAGCGGACGGAGGUUCCCGUGUCCCGGCUGCUGGAGGAGACGGCGCUCGGCCGCCCGGGGGGCGCGGACUCAGGCUGCGGAGAGCUCGUGUGGGUGGGGGAGCCCGUGGUGUUCGGCCGGGCGGACUCCAUCGCCGGGAAGUACGGCGUGUGGAUGAAGGAUCCCGAGCCCGUGCCCCCCUUCACGCGGGACACCACGUGGCGCGUGGACGCGGUGGGCACCGAGGUGCGGCAGCUCUUCCAGUACGAGGAGGCCGAGCAGCUGGCCCGGGGCUACCCCGCCAAGGUGCACAUCCUGCCGCGGCCCCUGGAGAGCACGGGGGCCGUCGUCUACCGCGGCGGGCUCUUCUUCCAGCCCCGCCACUCCCGCUCCGUGGCCCGCUACGACCUGCGGGGAGAGACCGUGACGGCCGAGAGGGAGAUCCCCGGCGCCGGCUACCACGGGCAGUACCCCUACGCCUGGGGCGGCUACACCGACAUCGACCUGGCGGUGGAUGAGACGGGGCUCUGGGUGAUCUACAGCACCGAGAGCGCCCGGGGGGCCAUCGUCCUCUCCAAGCUGGACCCCGAGACGCUGGAGAUCCGCCGGACCUGGGAGACCAAUAUCCGCAAGCGAGGGGUGGCCAACUCCUUCCUCAUCUGCGGCACCCUCUACACCGUCAGCAGCUACUCGGCCCCCAAUGCCACCAUCAACUUCGCCUACGACACGGCCACGGGCGCCAGCCGGGCCCUGAGCAUUCCCUUCGAGAACCGCUUCCGCUACCUCAGCAUGCUGGACUACAACCCCUCCGAGCGGCAGCUCUUUGCCUGGGACAGCUUCAACAUGGUCACCUACCCCGUGCGCCUCUCCCGGGCGUGAGCCGGGGCUGGGAAUGCACCGGCUCAGCCCCUGUGACCCCCCCAUGUGUGCCUUGGCAUCUUGCUUUGCUCCCCAGCUCCCCCCCCGGCACGGCCGGGAGCACCGGCCUUGGACA
Molecule: messenger RNA, 1978 nt
Organism: Pseudopipra pipra
Lineage: Eukaryota; Metazoa; Chordata; Aves; Passeriformes; Pipridae
Gene: MYOC
Product: myocilin
Exons: 3
Coding region: 37-1863 (608 amino acids)
Biological process (GO): signal transduction; osteoblast differentiation
Cellular component (GO): Golgi apparatus
Source: RefSeq, a predicted model, not a curated record